Messenger RNA from Linum tenue, 3589 nucleotides. Lineage: Eukaryota; Viridiplantae; Streptophyta; Magnoliopsida; Malpighiales; Linaceae. The record is from the annotation of a GenBank genome assembly.
AUGAUGAUUAGGUCGGGCUUGCUCAAGCCCAGAACUUCCUUCAGCCCAGGAGUCUAUUACCCAUUCUUGGCCCAGUCGCACCUUGGGGCCUUACGAAAGCCCAGAACCUUAUUCUUGGGUUUCAAGCAUCUCCAAACCUCAGCUGCUGUCCCCGAUGGAGGCACUGUGUACUCAACUUCGGGAAGUUUUUCUUUUGUCUGCUUAAGCAAGGAGGAGAGGAAAAUCAGCAAUCAGUCGCAGAGGCGGAAGAAAGGGGAAGUAGAAAUGGAGACGAUAAUGGAAGUGGACGAAGAAGAUCACUCGAACGUUCCUGGCGAAGUGGUGACCGGCGAUUUGAACGGGAAAGAUGACGCUAGCAACCACAAUAUCCAGAACCCUAAAGCUCUCUCGGCCGAAGAGAAAGACGACGGCUCCGGUGGCGACUCCAGUUCGGAAUCUGACGACGAUGAAGAUGAUUCCCAGCUUGCUGAGCAGCUGAAACAGUUGGAAUCUGAACUGGAGGCCAAUCCGUCUAACUACGAUGCUCACGUUCAAUGCAUUAAGCUGCUAAGGAGAAUGGGGGAGUUGGAGAAGCUGAGACAGGCUAGGGAAGCUAUGAACGCGCUGUUCCCGUUGACACCUUCUAUGUGGCAAGAAUGGGCCAAAGAUGAAGCUUCUCUUUCCUCUGGAGCAGCUGGCACUUUAUCUGAUUCUUUGCCUCGUUUUGCUGUUGUUGCUUUGAUCAAACUUGCUAGGCCCGAGUCUGUGGCGGCUAUUGAGAAAUUGUACGAGCGAGGAGUCUUCGACUAUUUGUCUGUCUCACUAUGGUGUGACUACUUGAGCUACAUUCAAGAAUCCGAUCCUUCUGUUCGAGAGUGUUCUCCUGACGGGAUCUCAAAGGCCAGAAAUGUCUUUGAGCGUGCACUAACUGCCAGUGGAUUACACAUUGCGGAAGGGAAUAAGAUAUGGGAGGCAUACAGGGAAUUCGAGGAGGCUAUCAUCUAUACAAUUGAUGACAAAGACAGUAAGAUACAUCAGAACCUUACAGAAUUCCCGGAGUUUGCUAUGGUUGUGUUCUUAUUCUGUAGUUGUUCUGCAGUUGGUACAAUAUAUGGAUUUUUUAUGGCCAAAGAAUCGCAGGUCCAGCGAGUCAGAAUUUUGUUCCACCGACAAUUGUCUGUACCUCUUGUUAAUUUGGAAUCUACACUUCUAGAUUACAAAGCAUGGGAAGUGGAACAGGGGAGUACUCUUAAUGCUGAGUCAAGUGAUUUGGAUGGUGUUCCUACUCAUGUUGUAUCAGCAUACCGAAAGGCCAUGGAAAUUUAUAAGGCUCGUGUUGGACUUGAGGAGCAAAUUUUUAAGAAGGGCAUCUCUGAAGAAGAAAAGUUGCAACAUUUUAUGGUCCAAAGUUUUCUAUUGUUGCAGAAUUACCUGACAUUUGAAAAAUCAUUUGGCGAUCCAGCACGUGUCCAAGUUCUGUUUGAACGUGCUGUAGCUGAGUUUCCCGUGUCAAGUGACCUUUGGCUUGAUUACGUGCGGUAUAUGGACAGGACAUUGAAGGUUGGCAAUGUUGUAAGAGAUGUUUACACGAGGGCCUCCAAGAAUUGCCCUUGGGUUGGAGAACUUUGGGUUCGUUACUUACUCGCCCUGGAACGUGGUCGUGCACCUGAAGAAGACAUAUCUGCUGUCUUCGAGAGAGCCUUGCAGUGUACCUUUUCAACACUGGAAGAGUACCUUGAUUUAUUCCUCACACGAGUGGACGGUUUGAGGCGAAGGAUUCUGUUUGGUAGCGGCGAAGAUGGCGUCUUAGGUUUCUCCUUAAUAAGAAAAACCUUUCAGGCAAUGGUCUUGCUGUCUUUGCAGUAUGCAUCAGACUACUUAUCACCACAACUAAAGAACACCGAUAGUUUGUUGCGCCUCCAUGCUUAUUGGGCCCGCCUAGAAGUAUAUCUGGGGAAAGAUUUAGUGGCAGCACGAGGUGUUUGGGAGAGUUUGCUUAAGACCUGUGGGUCGAUGUUGGAAGCUUGGCAAGGUUACAUUACAAUGGAAACUGAGUUGGGUCAUAUUGGUGAAGCUAGAUCAAUCUAUAAGCGAUGCUACGGCAAAAGAUUAGCUGGAACGGGAUCAGAAAAGUGGUCUGUUGAUGCAGUCCCAUGUUCCUAUUUACCUAAGCCUCGAAUUAUUCAGGACAUAUGUCAUUCUUGGCUGCGGUUUGAGAGGGAAUUUGGUACGCUUGAAGAUUUUGAUCUUGCUGUGCAAAAGGUGACACCUCGACUGGAAGAGCUGCAGCUAUACAAGAUGCAGCAAGAGUUACAAUCCUCUGCUGCAACAAUAGGGCAGAAAGAGAAUCCUGUUCCUAAGAAUGUCCGCGAGAAGAGGAAAGGAGGUUCAAACAUCACUGAUGAACAGUCUCCAGCAAAGCGUAAAAAGAUGGCUACUCAAACCCAGAAGAAAGAACAGGACAACGCUCAACAUCAAGACCCUGAUCAAGCUCAUGGAGAUAAAACAAAAGAGCUCAAGAAUGUCAGCGGAAAGACUGACCAUGAAGCUGGGAGAACGGUGACAGACUCUAGCAGUGGAAAAGCUAAAGCCAGCUCAGAAGAUCUGCGUAAAUUCUUUGCCGACGUUGGGGGGAUCUCUUCCAUUCGAAUAUUACAUGACAAGUUUACUGGAAAGUCGAGGGGCCUGGCAUAUGUAGACUUUUUAGACGAUGAGCAUCUUGCUAAAGCCAUAGCAAAGAACAAGCAAACACUACUUGGGAAGAGACUGAGCAUUGCACGGUCUAAUCCGAAAAAGGGCAAGAAAGGCGAUCGAGGUGCUCCAAAAGGCGCUCGCGAUACUGAUGGAGGAAAGAAGGAUGGGGAAUCUGAGCCUACAAGGAGCAGAACCUCAGAUGACUCGAGAACGUCCCAAGUAUCACGCCCUGAAGGGAGUCAUAAGCCGGCUGAGGAUGUCAUGCUCAAGGGUAAGAACACGUUUGCAGUCCCGAGAAACAUGGUUAAACCGCUUGGUUGGACCGAUCGACAGCCCAAACCACCUGCAGAAGAUGGAGACGAGCAGCCCAAGUCAAACGACGAGUUCAGGAAAAUGUUCAUCAAGAGUUGAGGAAGUUGUAGAUCAAUCAACACUAAUGUGCAUGGCGGCAGUUCGAAGCGUGUUUGUUGAAUUGUAGGCAACAUAACCCCCCAACUGAAUACUCGAGUGUAGUGAAGAACUCGGCCAGUCUUACCAUAGAACAACGCCUACUUUGAGUGAAUGAAAUCUUUUUUGCUAGUCUUCUUAAGCCUGUGGCUCCUUGUUUGGUAUGCAAGUAACUCAAGUCAAGAGGACUGGCCUACGAAAGUGGCUCGAGCCUCGACAGUGGUUCAACGACAACCUGCAAUUCGACGAUGUAUGAACAUCCUUGCGACCAAAUGUGGAGACAACUAUCCGAACCCACAUUGUGUUGUGCAACAUGCUCCCCAAAAUGCUGAAAAAUGAUAAGGCAGAAGGAGAAACUAUUGUUUUCAACUUAUGAGGAAGAAAAGCAACAAUUUUUUCAGUUUGCAGGCAGGGUAGGUCAGCCUUUUUUCGAUUACAAAACUAGACCACUUUUCAUUUUGAAUGCCAG